GCUGAAAAUCAGAGCACCUGCGCCCCACUUACUGUCCACGCUCCCGCACGAACCACCGACGAGUCGCCAGCACGCCCGCGCCCAAGUGACUUGACUCGCCAACGAAUCAUCGAGUACGCAUCUCGCAUCCACGCUCAACACCGACGACUUGCCAUAGUUCAUAGCCCAACCAUCAGACGUUUGCUCCAACAAGAACACCCAGCUUCCCAUUUUACCUCUGCUCUGCUAUACCCCUCGCGCAAUACACCUUUUUCUCCCACCCAGCUAUGUUCUGCGACACCCAACAGCCACACACCUCUCCAUCCACAUACAUUCACCAGCACUCCACCAUGUCUUCUCACUCGCAUUCCCAAGUUUCAUUCCCUUCGUCCUAUUUGCAUCACAGCCAGCCUCAUAUAUCCUCACUCACUCGACCUUCUUUUCCGCCUGCUCACUCGUCUCCCAAUGUUUUGUAUUCAUCGCAAUCCAAUCACGCCUCUCCGUCAUCUUAUCAAGCAUACACAGCUCCCUCUUCACCAGGAGGGUCGCCUUCCGGAGCCACUGUCUCUCAAUCCCAGCAAGCCCGUCGGUUCGCUCGCCCAAAACCUCUCAAAAAGUCCUCAUCAACCAAUGGCAAACAUCGUAACGUGCAGGUGUCUCUUGAAGUCAAGGUUGAGAAGGCCAAGGGAUUUCAUGCGUUCUUUGUGCCGCAUUGCAAAGGCGGCGUACCUCCUGCUCCUCCUUGCAGUCCGGUACUAGGGCACGGGAGUUUGAAAGAACGGAGAGACAUGGAUGGAGGGAAUGAAGCGACCUCCUUAGACUAUUUUGGAACAUGGUCCAAGCACGGUGAAAAAGAAAGUGAGCAGUGGGUAGAAAACGUCGAAGAAGAUAUGGAAGUGGACAGGAUCUGAGGGUUUUAGCGGUGUAGCGGUAUGGCCUAAGCGUGUGUGUGAUGGGGGUUGCCUAAUUAGACGAUAGACGGGGCAAGAGUUUAUCAUUGAUAAGUGUUGUAACAACCUUUACAGUCUAACCAUAGUCAUAAGCAUUUUUUUUCAUUGUGACAUCAUCCAUCCUUUUCAAUGGGGGUAUAAUAGCACUUCUUCAAAGUGGAUAUUUCCGAUGCAUUAGGUCUUGUAGCG
Molecule: messenger RNA, 1118 nt
Organism: Cryptococcus deneoformans JEC21
Lineage: Eukaryota; Fungi; Basidiomycota; Tremellomycetes; Tremellales; Cryptococcaceae
Exons: 2
Coding region: 267-890 (207 amino acids)
Source: RefSeq, a predicted model, not a curated record